Messenger RNA from Phytophthora sojae, 1104 nucleotides. RefSeq lists its product as hypothetical. Lineage: Eukaryota; Oomycota; Peronosporomycetes; Peronosporales; Peronosporaceae. Bases 1 to 1104 code for a protein of 367 amino acids. The record is from RefSeq and is a predicted model, not a curated record. The transcript has a single exon.
AUGGCAAGAUUGGGUACCCUCGGUCUGAACAUGGGCCCAACACUUGCAGUUUUGCUAGACCGGAACAUUUGGCUGUCUCUACUGGACCUUUGUUUGGAUGACUAUUCCAUUCCCUAUGAAGAAUCUUACGGCCAGCUUCUUUCAAGUGUGUUUAGCAGUACGCGCCGACCCCCAGACACCGCAUACACGAACCACCGUUUUGGUGUUGGCCUCACAGAUAUAUACGAUACUUCUCCGCUCCAGCUGGGCGAGAUUGACAAAUUGUGUGGCUCCGACCUGCUGCUUCGUGAUGUUGGAGCGUUGUGUUCUACCGUUGUACAAACGCAGAUGACAAGGCAGCUAUCGCUAGACUUGUCCACGGAAAGAGGAGACCACGGAAACAACUCCAAGUGGUGGGUAUGGCUCGCUUACGCUCUCUUUUCGAACCGAGCUCGAGCGCUCUCGUCUGUGGAGUCGGUGGACUUGAUCAUUUCUAGCAUGACUGUGUCGGACAUGUCAGCGUUUACAUUCAUUCUGGCGUCCGAUCACCCGGAAGAAGACUUGUUUGAUUCGACACCUGGUCCAGCGAAAGCGAGAGAUGCAACACUAAAAGGUGGUUCACGUAUUCGAUGUGUGCUGGGUGAUCUAAGCGAUUCAACCAAUGUUCGAACCAUCACGGUGGACGACCCAGUACCAUUCAUUCGGACCUUUAGCGACGAUGGCAAGAGCACGAGGGUUGACGCUAUCGUUCCUGGAUACGGCCGAUGUCUAGUGCGACGGCGCGACUUGGUGUGCGACGAUGAAAUCAGCAGCAGAGACAACACGGUUGAUAGCGGUGGAGGAGUGACCUCUCUCAGACUCCGAUUCGACAAGAAUCCCCUGUUAGUUACGGACGGUUUGACUCUCUUCUUUGGUGCUAUUGGGUCUUCGCUCAAACGGUUAAUGUUGGAUGCACCGAGAGAUGACUUAUCAUCAAUUAUCAAGUGUUGCGCAAGUCUAGAGGAGUUGUCAUUGUCUGGAGGAGUAGUAGAUGCUCGACUGAAUUUCUGCUGCUUUUACGCGAAUGGAGAACCUUUACCAGAACUGGGAUUCCACUUCGGCUAUUGCGGCGGUUCUUGCAGAUAA